UCAUGUUCUUCACGUUUGAUUUAAAUUGAGUGAAUAUAAAACAUCAAAUUUUCAAAAUGUCAAUGAUUGAAAUUGUCAUGAUAAUAUAUUUGUGUUGAAUUAUUUGAUUAAGAAAAGAUAUUGAAAUGGCUAAAAGAGUUGAGUCCUCUCUACUACACGAUGAUUACAUUGAUUUAAUUCAAUCGAUGUUUGUCAGUUCUAUACAAGAUCAAAGCAAUGGAUAUCAACUGUCAAAAAUUAAAAUAGAUAAAUCCAAUCAUCGCUUUAAAUUUUCGUUUCCAUACGUGAAAGAGUUUCGAGAUUGGGAAAUAGAGUUUAACCCUUUUCAUCCUGAACUCGGGCCUGACUUGCUCAUGAAAGAUGAGGAAUUAGCAGUUAAUGAACAAAAUACGUUGUUGGACGAUGAAAGCACGAAUAUUCUUAGUUGGGAUCCAUGGAACUAUUUAUCAAUCAAUAAAUUAGUAGAUAAUUUGUUAAAAAAUCAUUUACAAAAUCAGAUGCGUUUAUUGAAGAGCCAGGCUGAAAAAGUGGCAUUAGAGUUGGAACAACUUAAUGCCAUUCCAUGGUUGGAAAAUACACAAAUAAGUGUUAGUGACAAAAGUAAAGAUCAAAUAACGGUUAAACUUCUAGCCGUACUGAGUUGGAAAAAUGAAAAUUUUCUUGAAAAAAUGAAAUUCUGUUCCAUUGAAGUAUUAUUUCAAGUCAUGUAUUUAAACAUGCAAUGUGUACAUAUAACUUCUGAAGUAUAUUUGCCAUUACACUUUUAUGAAUUACUUAAUAAACCAAAAAUGAUACAUGUUCCCACUGAGACUACAACGUUACUUGAAAAUCUUCAUCGAAUAAAGGAACAUGUCAUGGAAAUGGUACUAAAUUCGCAUGAAAAUUGGAAAAAAAGGAAACAAUUUAUCUGUGCACUGAUAGCUUUACACAGUUCGACAAUUUUGGAAUACGAUAUGAAACACUACCAAACAAUUGCAUUGCGUUUAAAAAGCGAAGAUUAUCAUUAUAUUCUCAAGAUAUUUUUACCCCUAGAAUUUCCUAAAAAGACAUUCACAUUAUCAAUCAUUUCGAUUUAUAAUAUGACCGAUCAAGGCAAAACCAUUAAUAAAUUGAUUCGAAACGUACCUUUUAGUUCUACUUGGACUUUUAAACGAAUGAUUGUUGAAAUGAUGGAAUUUAUCAAUAAAAAAUCGAUAUGGUUACUACUAAAACAAAAAACAAGUCUUUAGUAGUUCACAUAAAAUAAGUAGAACUAAACAAAAUUUUUUGUAAAAAGUUUAAUUAUUAGCUAUUGGUAUCAAAAAACUCGAUAGUUUUAAACAAACAGUGAUAAAAAUAAGCUACAAUAUGGUGUUUUUCAAAGAAUCAAGCACAUUUAAUAUAAGUAAGUGAAAAAAUUAAGUGUUAUAAGUAAAUAUCAACUGUUGGAGCAUUAUUUUAACAGUGGUAGAAGUUGAAAACCAUUAAAAUGGUUUUCCUCACUAAAAAUUUUCAAAUGUUCUUCGAUGAAAAGUGACAUAUUUUUAAUAAUUUUAUUUGAAAAUAAAAAUACGAAAGUUACAAUUGAUUAUAAUUAAAGCUCUUCCUGUAUUCCCCGUGAUAGUAAUAUCAUUUUUAUUCUAAAUAAUCGUUUCUUUACUUGUUUUUAUUUGUUUGUAUUUUACAAACUUCUUCACCAUUGUAUGAGAUUAAAGUUAAUUCUAUCCUAUUUUCACUACUAUAACUACUUCGAGCAUUAAAGUAAUAAAAAAGUUAUAUAUAAUUACUUGGAGUACUGGGUGGUUCAAAAAUUUCAAUAAGUAGUUGAAUAGACAAGAUCCCUGUUAGAAAUGAAUAAAUAAAUUUAUACUUCAAAAUAAACCUGGAUUUCAUGUCUUUUUUUAAUAUCAUAAAAAGUUAAAAUUUUAUACAUGAUUCCAGGUGGAUUUGUGUGAAUUGAAGUGGGCUCCGUAUGAAUUGCUGCAUCAAUUGAAAUGUAGAUUUUGAGGUUGAUUUUUAAAAAGAUUUUCACUCUGUCAUUUAAUUUCCGUUUAUCAUAGAAAUCACGAAUAAA
This is a messenger RNA of Trichogramma pretiosum, 2053 nucleotides long. RefSeq names its product BRISC and BRCA1-A complex member 2-like. The transcript has 4 exons. The coding region runs from base 126 to 1229 and encodes 367 amino acids. Gene Ontology annotation, cellular component: BRISC complex; BRCA1-A complex. The record is from RefSeq and is a predicted model, not a curated record. Lineage: Eukaryota; Metazoa; Arthropoda; Insecta; Hymenoptera; Trichogrammatidae. Gene Ontology annotation, biological process: double-strand break repair.